GAGCCUGGCUGCUAAAUGCUCCAGCCUCAAAGGGACGAUGGUGGAGGGCUGGUAAAGAUGGCGGCGCUCUCCGAGGAUGGGAGGUACGGAUUAAAUUGUGGCCAACAGAGCGCAGAUAGAGUCACCGUAUUACAUGUCAAAUUGACCGAGACAGCGGUGAGAGCGAUAGAGAGCUACCAAAAUUAUAAGAAUGUACCUUCUUUGCGGCCAUCAAUACAAUUCAAGGGACUCCAAGGGCGCAUUAAAAUUCCCAAGACAGAUUCCUCCUCAGACACUUUCCACAAUUUUGAUUUUUACCUGUCUAAUGUGGGCAAGGACAACCCUCAGGGAAGCUUUGAGUGCAUCCAUCAGUAUGUGUCAAGCUCAGGGGCCUCACACCUGGCAUUGUUGGCGACGGUACAGGACAAGGUCACGGUGUGUGCCACUAAUGACUCCUACCAGGUGACCCGGGAACGCAUGACCCAGGCAGCGGAGGAUACACGUGAACGUGGGACCAAAGUUAUCAAGCCUGGGGGCCAGUACAGAGGAAAGAAAGUCCAUAUCCGUAAGCCAGCGAUAUCAAACCCAGAGGUGGUCCCAGAGCGCAAGCGCUCCACACCCAUCAACCCAGCCAACACUAUUCGUAAGUGCCUUUCCAAUAACCCCGUGUCCCAGCGGCCAUUCAGGGACCGUAUCAUCCACCUACUGGCGCUCAGGUCCUACAAGAAGUUGGAAGUGCUCGCCCGUCUGCAGCGGGACGGCAUCAACCAGAAGGACCGAAACUCAUUGGGGACCACCCUGCAACAGGUGGCCAACCUAAACCCCAAAGACAACACAUACUCAUUGAAGGACUUUAUUUAUCGUGAUGUCCAGCGAGACUGGCCUGGCUACUCUGAAGAUGAGAAGACCCAGGUUGAGCGGAUCCUGGCUCGCAAAUUAGGUCUUCCUACUGAGACCCUCCCAUCAAGCAGUUCUCCCAAAGACAGUGUCCCCACAUCCCCCCAGAAGCGCCAGCCAGACUUUGACUUCAUUGAUCCUUUGGCACCCAAGAAAGCCCGCAUCUCCCACCUCAGCAAUCGAGGGCCAGCCGCAUCUUCCUCCUCCUCCUCCUCUGACCGCCGCGAGGACGAGGGCAGCCCCAGCUCUAAGCGCUCGUCCCUACCUUCCAACGUAACCUCUGGCCCUCCCACCCAUCUCCCUAUCUCGUCCCACCCUCCCGCCCCCUCUCACCAGCAGCCCAGCCCGGCCUCCAACUCCAACUCACCCAGCACCCCGGAGGGCUGCGGCACCCAGGACCUGCCUAUGGACCAGAGUUCCUCCUGCAGAGACCCUUCACCCAGCCCCUUCCCCUCUGAUAGAACCCUACAGGACCGCUAUCGGCAUCCCGUCCCAGUCCCCAGACCGGCCGCCUCCCCUAGCCCUCCUCCUCCUCCUCCACCUCUUCCUCCCCCUCCCCCUCCUCCUUCUUGCACCUCACUCACAGUUACCUCCACUGUCAUCACCAGCCCUCCCUUGUCCAGCAGUAACAACAAGAAGUUUAAAAAGAAAUCCAAGAAGCACAAAGACAAGGACCGUGAGAGGGAGAAAGGGAAACGGACGGAAAAAGGUAGCAGAAGCCCUCCCAGUGUAGCAGAGCUGCCUGAAGAGACUCGUAGAGCCAAAAAGAAGCGCAGUGCUGAGGAAGUGGACAGAGGCGUUAUCAACAAGAGUCCUCACAAAGAUCAAGACUCCUCAGAUAAAGAGAAGCCAGUCCAAUCCACUGAAUUCUCCUCCACAAUUGAGAUGCCUGACUAUGUAGUGAAGUACAUACCGUUGGUGUCCAUGGACCAGCGACAAAGCUACAAGGACGACUUCAAUGCAGAGUAUGAUGAGUACAGGCUGCUACACGCCCGUGUGGAGAACAUCACCCGCUGCUUUACCCAGCUGGACAACAAGUGCCGGAAGCUGGAACCUGGCACCAAAGAAUAUCAGAAGGUGCAAGAAGAAGUGUUGAAAGAGUACAAAAAGAUGAAACAACACAGCCCCAACUACCACGUGGAGAAACAGCGCUGCGAGUACCUGCACAACAAGUUGGCCCACAUCAAGAGGCUAAUAGCUGAUUUUGACCAGCGCAGGGCCCAGGCCUGGUGCUGAGAGCACAGCACACAACAUCUUCACUAAUCAGUAUUGAAAAAGGAGUGUCGAACCAGGAGGGAGUGUCCAACUGGCUGUUAUUUAUUAACACCCCUUCAGUUACUGCCUCCACAACAGCCCCCCUUACCAUCCUUCUCUUCCUUCCCUUUUCCCACCAUCCUUUUUCAUUCCUUGCUUAUUUUCUGAUCUUUGAUUCCACUGGCUUCAUUGUUGCCUGCGAUCUUGAAAAUCUCACUUUGACUUUACCCCCCACGUUUUUGCUUUCUUUAUUUUUCUUCUCAAUGAGCUCCUGUGGAAUUUCAUACCACUGGACCAGUGGAAGGGGCUGCCUGCAUGUGUGAAAGGGUUCAGGGGAAAAACUUCAACUCUUCUAACCUUUUUUGAAGGCAAAAAAAGAACAAAAAAAGUAUUUUUGAGCAUCAGAGAAAAUAUUAACUUGUAUUUAAGUAUAAAAAAAACAAAAACAAAGAGGGAGAUCUAUUUAUUUUGGGACUCAUAGUGCAAAGAUGAGUCUGCAGAUGAUAUAUUGUUUAACUUUUGUUGAAAAACAAUGCAAAAAAAAUUACCGCGGGCCUUAUGUGUUUUGACUUUGUGAAGCCAUUUUGCACGCAAGAUCCAUUAUGUCAUCUCAAUUGGCAAAGAUGUCUCUCCUGCCUCAUUUCCUCUCUUUUCAUAAAAACUGUACUGGAUAGCGUUGCUUCAACACAUUGCUGAGUUUGAGGCUGAAGGGGAAGGAAAUGAGACGGGCCGGAGAAAUCGAUUGAGCCGAUUGAGAAGCAACAACAGUAUGUGUGCAUGGAUUGUAAAUUUAGUUGUGAUAGCCACGUCAGGUGUUGAGGGUGGGGUAACUAAAGGUGAAUGAUCCCCUGUCAGUAGGGGGCAGUAUUCCCUGCACCAACAGUGUUUAGUGUUCACGGUGCAUUAUGGGUGCCUUAAGGUGUUUACACUCGGAAACGUUGAGUUGGGCUGACACAAAGGAACUAUAACUGCCUGGAAACAGGUUGUGUAUGUGUGUGUGUUUGUGUGUGUGCAUGUCGGAGCAGUGAAGGAAGGAAAGGAUGUCAAGUCUGGAAAGAGUGUUACAAAUUGUAUGAGUGUGUAUGUCUGUACGGCUGUGCAUUAUGUUGAGUGACAGGUGUCAGAAAAAGAUAGAAAUAUGGAGAAAAAUGUGAGAAACAUAUAAAAACAACAAAAAAAGCUGCUAUAGUGUUUGAUCAGCCAGAGCACCCAGAAUCAACCUGGCUGGAGUAACAGUACCUGAUCUUAAUUAAAGAGAUAUAGAAGAUUAUUUUCCAGACUGGUUCAUCUCUCGACCCUGGAAAGGACUGCGCCCACUUCUUCAGCUUUAUCCGGCGGCAAACAGCCUGUGUUUCUUUUCUUUCUUUUUUUUUUUUUUUUUUUUUUAAAGAAGCAAAAGACAUAUCAUCCACCAGAAGACAGAUCUGAUUUAAAAUGUAUUGUGAUUCUCAGUUGAGUUCUGCAGAGCAGUGAAAGAUUUCAGAGUACCUUUUUUUUUUUUCAACAUUGAUACAGAUUUAGUUCAAUGGAUGGAUGAAUGGCUUCUAUGAAAAGUCUUUAUUUAAACAAGGGAAAAAAUGUUUACAAACCUGUGUUAGAAUGUUUGCCAAAAUUAAAACUUUUCUGGUACUGCAUCCAUGGAGUAAAAUUUCUGAUUGGAGCUUAAUUUACGGAGACAUUAAUACUGAAGUAUGUGUCUCAUUCCAUGAAAACACAGCAUUAUAUCUGAUGUUUGAAGAGCACUGAGUCACUAAGAUCAAUUGAAAGGUGCUGACUCUUCUCAGCAGUCAGGUCUGAUUAUAUGUAUUCAACUGUGGACAUGGCAGAGUCUCUGUCCAGUAGUGGGGGGAAAAAAUGAAGCCCCCUUUUCCCCCUGAAAAGGAGACUUAAGUAAUUAUUGGCCAGUUGUGUUGUGCAUAUAUUUUGGUUGUGGCAUUCUGUCCAACAGUCGGUCUCUGCAGCAGACCGGCUGUUUGUUCGGCUGUCAGAAUCAAGUCAACAUAAUUACAGACCUGGCUUUACUUACUUGUCUCUCAAGUUAUUUUGGACAGAAAAUCAGCACUUGUGUCUUGGACGUGUCACAACAGCAGAUAAAAAAUAAUUUAAAAAAAUAUACAUUUCAAGCUCUACUUGAGAUUUACACUUACUAUGGCUGUGUGUUUUUCCUGUUUUCCCUUGCAACGUCAUUUACCAGAAUUCAGUAAGAAAAGGCCACCAAAAACAGCGCUAUGAUAGAGCCCAGGGUUUUUACAUGCAGCCUUUAUUUGUGUCCUCUUCUCUGCCUUCCAAACAUUUCUGUCUUUAUCAAAAACAGAUUUAUUUAAAGUGGGUCUGAUGAACAUGAAUUAUGUGACUCACAGCAGUUGGAGAGAGACGGGAAGAGGUUUAACCGAGAGUCUUAAUGAGAAAGUGACAAAGUUUAAAAAUGCCCCGGCAGUGGUCAGUUAUGAGGAACCACUGAAAAUCAAGUGAAUUAUACAUGAAACAUGAUCCUGCCCAGCUGAAAAUGUACAAGACAUUUCAAUAAAAAUCAAUUUAGUUUUACCUGGAA
This is a messenger RNA of Centropristis striata (black sea bass), 4681 nucleotides long. RefSeq names its product elongation factor for RNA polymerase II 2 (gene ell2). The coding region runs from base 16 to 2112 and encodes 698 amino acids. Gene Ontology annotation, molecular function: cis-regulatory region sequence-specific DNA binding. The record is from RefSeq and is a predicted model, not a curated record. NCBI's taxonomy places the organism in Eukaryota, Metazoa, Chordata, Actinopteri, Perciformes, Serranidae. The transcript has 12 exons. Gene Ontology annotation, cellular component: transcription elongation factor complex. Gene Ontology annotation, biological process: positive regulation of transcription elongation by RNA polymerase II; transcription elongation by RNA polymerase II; snRNA transcription by RNA polymerase II.